Messenger RNA from Chara braunii, 1397 nucleotides. Lineage: Eukaryota; Viridiplantae; Streptophyta; Charophyceae; Charales; Characeae. The record is from the annotation of a GenBank genome assembly.
ACUAGCUUACCGUACUAACUUUCAUCAUCAUUAUUUUAUUUUGGCUUGCUUUUUUUAUUGUUCUCUUCCCUCAUGGCUUUGCAGUUUCCACCUAGGACUUGUUUCACAUGCGGAUCUCCUCACCACUUUUUUCGUGAGUGUCCGCAGGGUGGCAACGGGAACCGACCUCCGGCGACACAAGCUAAUGCUGUACCGACUGGGCCACUUCUUACGCUCCCAGCUCCGCAAAACUCAGCUCCGAGUGCUGGUGUUCACGUCCCAGGUACUGGAGGAUAUCAGUAUGGCGGACAACCGCGUAAUAGCUUCUGGAAGACUAACCAAGAGAAGCUCGAUAGGGUAUUUGGUAAGCUGCUUGCGGACGAAGAGAAGGAAAAUAAGCAGAAGGAAGAAGAAGAGCGAAUUAAGCGAGAGAAGGAGGAAGAGGAACGACGUACUCAAUGGAAGAAGGAACGCGAAAAGUUUGAAGAAGAUAUGGACGCAAGAUUGGAACAACGCAUGGAUAAGGUGAUCGGAAGAACCAAGGAAGGAGACGCGUCAGUAGAUGAGGUUGCUCGAUUGAAGAGGGAGAACGAAGAUUUGCGCCGGGCUCUGCUAAGUGGUAGUGAGGGCACUCAGGUUGAGAAACUCAAGAAGGAGAUAUCUGAUCUCAGAUUGUUGAUCGCUACUAAACACAGCAAGGAGGACGAGAUGACGACGACCAUCCGGCACGAGAUCGAGCAGCUCCGAUCGUCGUCUAAUUCGAGAGGAGACGUGGAACGUGAGCUUGCUGAUCUUAAGAGCGAACUCGUUGUGCUAAGAGGGAAGAAUGAGCGAGCGCUUAAUGAAGUUAACCUUUGGAAGAAUGAGGCCAUGCAGCCUGGGAAUAAGCGUGGCAGCGUGGCUUUGAACACUCCGGAUGUUGCGAAUCGGGGUAUGCCCAAGGCUCUUUGGACGGACCUGGGACAGGACGGCGCCGAUAAAUGGAAGAAAGUAGAGGCUCUGAAGAAGAAGCAUGCGUUGGCGGCGUUUGAGGUUUUGAGCUUGCAGAAGAAGAUGAGUGAGUUGUCUGCUGAAGAUCGUGGCGCAGACAAAACUGGAGGAGGCACUAAUCUGAAAGACAAGAUGGAAGCAGCACCACUUCGUUCGGCCUGGAAAGGGAAGAAGGUCACGCCGAAUCGUGAUGCUGUUAAGAAGACUACGGAUCGAGCCUCCUUUAUUGAAGAACAGAAGAAACAGCUUAGGCUAAUUCGUAAUCUGGCCUUGAAGCGUUGUGCAAGGAUAUUGGACCUGACACGGGCAAGGUGGAUCCGAUGAUCGAUGCUAUCGCUGAGCAUUGUGCCAUGCAGGUGUUUGGAAGUUUCGCGCGACGAAAUAUUGAUACGGUAGACCUUGAAUCGGAAUCAACCCAGGAGAUCGAU